This is a messenger RNA of Capsicum annuum, 1407 nucleotides long. Its product is annotated as ras-related protein RABG3f. The transcript has 7 exons. Bases 499 to 1119 code for a protein of 206 amino acids. Gene Ontology annotation, cellular component: vacuolar membrane. Lineage: Eukaryota; Viridiplantae; Streptophyta; Magnoliopsida; Solanales; Solanaceae. Gene Ontology annotation, molecular function: GTPase activity; GTP binding. The record is from RefSeq and is a predicted model, not a curated record.
AAGACAUUUAAUAUCAUAUCAUACUACCUUGUAAUUUACCAAAGAUAUACUACAACAAAAUUUUCUCGAAUCAUGGUUCCAGAUUUCAAUAAUCAACACCAAAUUCAAUUCGAUUCGACUUCAGUAACCUUGUUAUGUACAGUAAAAAAUUAAUUAAUUGAAUACUCUUUCAAAAAAAAUCAUAAUACAAAGCAUAUAAAUCAUAAAUUGCUUUUUAACAUACUAUAUAUGAAUUCAUGAAAUGUUUGACUUACCAAAACCGACCCAGUAAAAUUCUGCACUAUUUCAUUUUCAAUUACAGCUGCUACUACAAAAACUAGGCAAUCAUUUUUUGUGCUAGACGAGAAACGUCUAAAAUUGCCAACUGUCUGUGUUCCUCACGCCACACACAUACGCAUACGCAUAUACAGAGAGAGAGAGAGAAGAGAGAGAGAGAGAGAGGCGCGGAGUUUUGUGUGAAUAGAGAGUGUUGUUCUGGUCAGAUCGAGUCAACUGAAGAUGCCUUCUCGCCGGCGAACUCUUUUGAAAGUCAUUAUCCUCGGCGACAGCGGGGUUGGAAAGACCUCGUUGAUGAAUCAAUAUGUGAAUAAGAAGUUCAGCAAUCAGUACAAAGCAACUAUUGGAGCUGAUUUCUUGACAAAGGAAGUGCAGUUUGAAGAUCGGCUCUUUACUUUACAGAUUUGGGACACUGCUGGCCAAGAGAGAUUUCAGAGUCUUGGUGUUGCCUUCUACCGCGGUGCUGAUUGUUGUGUCCUUGUUUAUGAUGUAAAUUCAAUGAAGUCAUUUGAAAACUUAAACAACUGGAGAGAAGAGUUCUUAAUUCAGGCCAGCCCAUCCGAUCCAGAAAAUUUUCCAUUUGUUGUGCUGGGGAACAAAGUUGAUGUUGAUGGUGGAAAUAGUAGAGUGGUGUCUGAGAAAAAGGCUCGGGCCUGGUGCGCGUCGAAGGGCAAUAUUCCCUACUUUGAGACUUCAGCUAAGGAAGGCACCAACGUAGAAGAGGCUUUCCAAUGCAUUGCUAAGAAUGCCCUGAAGAGCGGAGAGGAGGAAGAAAUAUAUUUGCCCGACACCAUUGAUGUUGCCGCUAGCAGUCAGCAGAGGACAGGUGGAUGUGAGUGCUAAACAGCUAUAAUUUCCGAGGUGAUGAUAAUCUUUGCAGCUUAAAAGAAUUGGAUUCCUGUGCCCCUCGUUUUAUUGUUUGCUUCUCUUGGUGUGCUUAUCCCCGUAGAUUAUCAAGUUGUGCCUGUAUAUUAGCUUUUGCACGGGGAGCUGGUUGGUUUCUUAGUGCUUGAAUUCUGUUGGUGCUAUUUUCACUUCGAUAAACCUUCAAGAUUUGCUGGAUUCAUAUUCACCUCACUGGUGAAAGCUCUCGCUUUACAAUAAUCUCUUCAGUUGAUUUGUUUUACCUCA